GGAUCUGUCAAUCUCCCUAGAAUCUGUCACUCUUGGGCAUUGUUAUUUAUAUUAUUUCCGUCGUAUCUCAAUUGCAAAUUACUUAUUUAGCAUUAUCUCAUUCUAGUUUUUUGUUAAUAUGAUACAAGUGAUCGUGCUCGGUGCAUGGGCGUUGCAUUUCUCGUAGUGUAUUCCAUAUCCAUUCGGUUCUUAAGCUAUACACAGCAAAUACAGAUCCCCAAGGAUGACAUUGAUAGAAGGCGUGGGAGAUGAAGUGGUCCAAUUCGUGGCCGCGCUGGCGGUCGUGGGGGUCGGCAUGCUGGCCUGGUGGUCGACCAACGCCCGGCCGGACCGCUACCGGACCGUGCUGGUCAUGCGGUCGCGCGCACACCCUGUCACAGUCAGCAUUAGGCCUAGCCCCAGGCCCGCAACAAUCGUAGCAAGUACUGUCGCCACGGUUUCUACGCCAGCAUCUACCUCUGAAACCAAUGCAAGCACAGAGGAGGCGCCUCGGGACAGCUCCAGAGUGAUCCCGCUGCAGGAGAUGGACAGCAUCGUGGACGCCGACAUGGCCAUGAUGGACAACAAUCGCCUGCACUUCUACAGGAGGAUUGACUCUCCCCACACACCGUUGCUAACGCCAGACUCUUCCGGCGACGAAGUAGAAGAGGAGCGAACGCGCGCGGGCGCCGCGCAGAUGCAGGAGAUGGACAGCAUCGUCAGCGCCAUGGAGGCUGACGUCACCGCGCGCGACCUGUUCCCGCCAGCAGCCAACUCAUCCAGGGUCCCAGCCAAAGACGGCUCGAACGGUAAAGACGCUGAGCCCGCCGGCGCGGCCGCCGACGCCGCUACGCCGGACGCCGCCGAUACCGCCGACGCCGACGCCGACGCGGCCGCCAGGAAGAUACUUAUCAAACUCAAAUACCUCAAUGAUACGCUGAAGGAAGUGGAAGGAAGCCUUGACGAGUUACUUAAGGAUUUUAAAUGGAGGCACUUCUCCGUGGAACUGUCAGCGGAGUCCCGCGUUCGACUGAUCUUCAACGGGCGCGUCCUGCUCGACGACGGGCUGACUCUACGCGCGUGCGGCCUGCACGACCGCGCCGUCGUGCACUGCCUCGUGCACCCCAAGCGUGUCGUGCCUGCCCAGACUUUGAGUACAGAGGAGACGGGUACUACCGAGCUGGUGACCGAGGGCACGCCGCCCGAGCGCGCCUGGGACCUGGAGAACAUCCUCAUGACGCUCGUCUCCGUGGCGCUCACCGUGGUCUGGUUCUUCAGGUGCGAGUAUUCGAACAUGUUCACGGCGAGCGCGAGCGUGGCGCUGUUCGGGCUGACGGUGUUCUACAGCGUGGCCAUCUUCGGGCUCUACCUCUCCGACACCUUCCACUUCGAGCGGCGGCCGCAGCCCGUGCCCAACAACUAGACAACUAAACCGUUAGGUCAAAUUCAGGCGGUCAAACACACGACCCCACCGCGACCUUGAAACUUUUCACAUAAGUUUUUUCAGGAUAGUAUGUGGAUGACUUUGGUACGGUACGGUCGUGUGUUAACCUUUAAGAGCUCAUGCUCGACUUUGAUGACUUAUCAGCAGGUAACGUCAAACUUUUAAGAACAGCCAGCGCAGUAGAAAUCACCAGUUAUUUAUAGGAAUCUCAAAGAACUACAAAUGUUGUUUUCAGUGCUAAUUCAGCAUGUACAGUCUCUUGCGGCGUGCGAGCCGAGAUUUGCCUGAAUGGCAAACAAGACACUUAUAUCUGUCGCGUUCACUUGCGUUAAAAGUUCAGUUUCCGGUAGAAUUGUGAUAAAUUAUUACCCAUUGUGAAAGGCUCUUUGAAACAAUUUAGAAACCAACAUCUAUAUUUCAUCAAACCUGUAUCGAAAAUCAAGAGUCGAAGAUCAUUCUAAUCAUAAUUGGAGAAAAGUUUUUUUUUAAUAAUGUCUAUUCUAAUUAAGGAACAGGAUUAUCAUAUAAUACCUGGUACGCGACGUUAGUCACAACGUGUACAAUUUAUUGAUCCAAUGUGCAUUGCCUCUCAGUCUCUACAAAUAUUUAUUACGCAAAAACACAUUGGACCGCGAAAUUGGACAAGUAAAAUACCUGAGGGAUAUAGGUACGCUCAAUCUCAUAAUUUAAACUAUGUACAAUGAGCUGCAAAAGUGCAUGGCGACUUCAUCAACGAAUUCAUUCAUAAUUUCUCCAUGCAAUUUUGCAUCUCACUGUACCUACACGAAAAAAAUAUCGACGUGUAGGCCUGGGAUCAGGAUUUCAAGUACUUUAUUCGCUUGACCACUGCUAUCCGAAUACGGACCGCGGCCGGCCAUUUAGUGACCCCUGGUAUUAGGAAGAGUUACAAAAGGUAGUUUGUCCCAUUUUGCUGAUGGUUUUCAUUAAUAAUCUCUAUUUAUAUCGGAUCGAAAACGACAUAAAAGUAAUUCGUUUUUAUUUUGUUCCUGGGUGAUUUAUUAAAACAGAAAUAUAAAUUUGUUAGUACCUAUCAUGAUAAAUUAUUUUCUUAUUUCUUGUGACGGAUUUUUUUUUUAGAAUAUAAAUGUACAUUUAUCGAAGAGAGAUGUCAUUGUCAUAUUAUUUAUUUGAUUGUAUGUGUUUUUUUGGGAGAGAAUGCUCGCCAGUAUAAUAAUUAUGGCCUCCAACUUAAAAAUUUCAUAAUGGAUCUCGGGGCUUUACUGGCUUUAGAGCUAUUCUUGAUUUAUUUUCAUAUCAUGACUACUUACGCAAAGGUUUUGGUUCUAGGAUUUCGUAUUUAAUAUAAAGUUGAGUACGAGUAGUACGACCUAUUCAAGUCCUUACUACUAAUAGAGCAGGCUCCAAGGGGAUGUUCGUUUGCAAAAAUAGCGCACCUCAUUCUGACUUCAGAUAUAUAUUUUAUAGAUCCAUUAUACACCAUAUAAACACAUCUUGCCAACCAGUUUUGUGGUCCCCUUCCCCGCACCCCAGCAAUCAAAAAUCGCAUACAAAG
Molecule: messenger RNA, 2957 nt
Organism: Leguminivora glycinivorella
Lineage: Eukaryota; Metazoa; Arthropoda; Insecta; Lepidoptera; Tortricidae
Product: transmembrane and ubiquitin-like domain-containing protein 1
Exons: 9
Coding region: 224-1402 (392 amino acids)
Molecular function (GO): protein binding
Source: RefSeq, a predicted model, not a curated record